AUGGCGCAGCUGCGGGCGCAAUGCCUGUCGGCGGCAGAUGCGAUCGGCGCCGAGUGUGCUGCAACGCUGGCCGCUGGCAAAGGCCAGCACCAAGGCGAAAUCGCAAACUACAAAGCAGCAGUCCUCACAAGCCUCGACGGGUGCGGCGAGCCCCUAGUGCAACUACUCCAGCGCCAGGCCCUGAGGCUUGCGAGGCUCUAUCGCGACGGCGGCAACAGAGACAGUACCGCGGCAGGACGUCUCGAAAAGGAGUCGGUGCUCGGCCGGCUCGACGAUGUCGUGGCUGCCGCGUACGCCAAGUUCUAUGCGUUCCCCUUCAAGGACCUGCCCGCCUGCUGGCGCCAGCUUUACACCGACGCCAGCAUCCUCAAGUUUGCCUGCCUGUAUCUCCUCGACUGGCCGCAUGCUGCUGCCGCCGAAGAGCCAGAGCCAGCACUGGUGCCAAGUUACGACGAUGCGACUUUGGAUGAUAUGGUUGCCGUCCUGGACCGCGCCCUCGUGUUCGCCGGCGCCGCUGGCGACGCCCGCGGCCGCCCUUGGAUCGACAGCGCUUUUGAGCUGCUCGGCCGCACCCAGCUGCCACCGUCUCCUAGCUUAGACCCCGAAUUUUUUAGUGAGAGGCCAUCCAAGAAGGGGAGACGGAUGCUGUCUGAUAGCCCCUGGACGAACAUUCUCUCGUUCUCCCAGGCCGAGCCGUUCACGCCGCCCGUCAAGUGUCCCGUGCCGCGCGCCACCGCCAUGUCUCUCGAGGCCUUCCAGACGUACCUGAGCCGGCCGACGGAGACGGGCCGCGGGCCGUCCCCGCUAGUCAUCUCAGGCCUGACCGACGAGUGGCCGGCGCGCACGACACACCCGUGGCAUAAGCCGGCCUACCUGCUGUCGCGCACCUUUGGCGGGCGGCGCCUCGUGCCCGUCGAGGUCGGCCGCAGCUAUGUUGACGACGGCUGGGGCCAGCGCGUCAUCCCCUUUGGCGAGUUUCUACGCGAGUACAUCGUCACCCGCAACGAGAAAAAAAAGACGGGCUACCUCGCCCAGCACCAGCUGUUCACGCAGCUGCCGCAGCUGCGCGCCGACAUCGUCGUGCCCGACCUCUGCUACACGGCACCGCCACACCACCCGUCGCUCGACCCGCAGCCCGAGCUCGACGCGCCGCAGCUCAACGCGUGGCUCGGCCCUGCCGGCACCAUCACGCCGCUGCACACGGAUCCGUACCACAACCUGCUCGCGCAGGUCGUCGGCCGCAAGUACGUGCGGCUGUACGGCGCGCAUGAGGGCGCGCGCCGCAUGCGUGCUCGGGGGUGUGAGGGCGGUGUCGACAUGGCUAACACGAGCGCUGUGGAUGUUGGUGUCGUCGAGGGCUGGGAUGAUGGUGGUGAUGUGCAAGGGAGGGGUAGUGAUGUGCAAGGGAGGGGUGGUGACGAGGGAGAGGACUUUGCCCGCGUGCCCUACCUCGACUGCAUCCUCGAGCCGGGCGAUACGCUUUAUAUCCCCAUGGGCUGGUGGCACUACGUCCGCGGGCUGAGCGUGAGCUUUAGUAGCCACACCAAGUAA
Messenger RNA from Lasiosphaeria miniovina, 1551 nucleotides. RefSeq lists its product as uncharacterized. NCBI's taxonomy places the organism in Eukaryota, Fungi, Ascomycota, Sordariomycetes, Sordariales, Lasiosphaeriaceae. Bases 1 to 1551 code for a protein of 516 amino acids. The transcript is spliced from 2 exons. Gene Ontology annotation, molecular function: 2-oxoglutarate-dependent dioxygenase activity. The record is from RefSeq and is a predicted model, not a curated record.